Clunio marinus is the source of this 351-nucleotide messenger RNA. Lineage: Eukaryota; Metazoa; Arthropoda; Insecta; Diptera; Chironomidae. The record is from the annotation of a GenBank genome assembly.
AUGCAUGUUCUCGAGAACGACACUGACAAAGGUCGUAAAAUCACUCAUCACAUCUAUCGAGAAUUACAGCUCAAAUUAGAUAAACGACUUUUUCAAUUCGCAUCAUCUCGAGCAUGUUUUGAGAAUGAUAGAGAAAUAUGGAAUGACUUUUAUGAGCUCAACAUCAGCUUCAUGGGUUUUAUGCCUUUAUUUUUGAUAGAAGCUUGCGGUCGUAGGCUUAAUUUUCAGGCGAAUAAACCAACAAAAUUCUUGUUAAGACCAACGGAUUUUCUUUCUUUUGAUGUUUACUUGAACGUAUUUCGAUUUAUGAGUUUGUCGAGUUGCAGCGUAAAAAUUCAUAAAGCUUCAUAA